Molecule: messenger RNA, 982 nt
Organism: Dufourea novaeangliae
Lineage: Eukaryota; Metazoa; Arthropoda; Insecta; Hymenoptera; Halictidae
Gene: Karl
Product: apolipoprotein D
Exons: 4
Coding region: 69-782 (237 amino acids)
Source: RefSeq, a predicted model, not a curated record
GAACCGAGAGAAGCAAGAAGUUCCUCGUGCGCCGAGUCGGCCGGAGAGGCUUGAAUGCGUCCAGGAGAAUGCGUCCCGGAACGAGAUGUUCGAGAUUCUGUUCGCUGAUAAUAGUGCUGGUCCUCUGCAUAAUAGACGACACGGGCGGCACUUGGAACGGCCGGGAGGACAGGACUGAAUGCCCGAAAGUGAAGGCCAUUCGAAAUUUUGACAUAACCGAGUUCCUCGGAUCAUGGUACAUAGUCCAGUAUUACGCGAGCUCGGAAGAAGCGCUCUCGUACAGAUGCAUGCGUGCCGAACUUUCGAUCUCGUCCGAGAACACCGAAGUUACCAUGAAUUUCACUUACAGUUUCACCGACGAUCCGAUCAACGAACAACUUGUCGGUAACAUUACCUGGAAGAUACCCUCGUCCGACACACCUGCUCAUUGGGUACACGCCGAGUACCCGUAUGAAAGUGUGUAUAAUACCUACGUGCUAGACUCGGAUUACAAAUCAUGGGCAUUGCUUAUGCACUGCGCGGAACAGAGCAAUACUCCCCGAUAUUUAUCUAGCUUCAUCAUGAGCAGACAACCGAUCCUCGGGGCUAACGUUAUUUCCUAUCUACGGGAGAAGUUGCCCAGGUACGAUAUCGAUCUGGAGUAUAUGUUCCCGAUGGACCAGCAACAGUGCAACAAGACGACCACAUCGGAAAUGGAUAUGUUGAUUCCGGUACCGGUGACGUCCAGAAAACACCACGCUGACCGAAAGCAUCCACUCAGAAAGAAACAUCGACGGUUUUAAAUAUAGCUUUCAUUCGAAAACUCGACCGGACACAGUGUUGCACAAGCAUUUUCCGUUCGUAAGGAAUACAGUGUUGUUGAAUUGGCGCAAAGAUGGGCAAAUCCGUUGAGAACAAAAUAGGGAACUCAUUUUGUCUUAAAUAACGCACGAAAAUUUCUAAACUGAUUAAUACUGUGUAAAUAUCUGGAUGAACUAAUUAA